AUGGCCGAAGCAGUUCUCUUCAACACUGCCGCGGGCAUGGCGAAGAGCUUGGGCUCUCUAGCUCUGCAAGAGAUUGCACUCCUCUGGGGUGCCAAAGAUGAGCUUGUAAAGCUCAGGAACACGGUCUCCACCAUCCAGUCUGUGCUCUUGGAUGCGGAGGAGCAGCAGGCCAAGAACCAUGCAGUUAAAGAUUGGCUUGGAAAGCUCAAGGAUGCCAUGUACGAUGCCGACGACCUGAUCGAUGACUUCUCCGUGGAAGUUCUACGUCGGGAAGUGAUUACACGGGAUAAGAAGGCAAAACAGGUACGCAUCUUCUUUUCCAAAUCCAAUCAGCUUGCGCAUGGCCUUAAAAUGGGUCAUAGGCUCAAGGCAGUUAGGGUGAGACUAGAUGCCAUUGCAGCUGAUAGGAUCAAGUUUCACUUUACUGACCGAUCUGUGGAGACGCGGUUUGUUGAGACUAGGGAGAGAGAACACACGCACUCUUAUGUGCAUGAGGAAGAAGUCAUUGGGAGAGAAGAUGAAAAGAAGGAUGUUAUAGAGCUUUUACUGAAUUUUGAUUUGAAAGAGAAUGUUUCCAUCAUUCCCAUAGUUGGGAUCGGUGGAAUAGGGAAGACUACACUUGCUCAAUAUGUGUAUGGUGAGGAGGAGGUUAAAAGACACUUUGAUCUCAAAAUGUGGGUGUGUGUCUCUGAAGCUUUUGAUGUCAAAACUAUUGUUGAAAAGAUCAUAGAAUCUGCAACUAAAAGGAGACCUGAAAGCCUUGAGAUGGAUUCACUGCAACAUCGGCUUCGAGCAGAAGUUGAAGGGAAGAGAUAUUUACUUGUUUUAGAUGAUGUAUGGAAUGAGAAUCGUGAUAGAUGGUUGAGCUUGAAAAAACUGCUAGUAGGGGGCAUGAGGGGAAGCAAAAUUUUGAUUACUACACGUAGCACAAUAGUUGCAGAGAUUACCGGCACAGUAUCACCAUAUCUUUUGAGAGGUCUAUCUGAUAAUAAUUCUUGGUCUUUAUUUGAGAAAAUGGCAUUCAAAGACGGGGAAGGGCCUAGGAAUCCAAACCUAGUGGAAAUUGGAAAGGAGAUUUUACAAAAGUGUGUGCAAGUUCCUCUUGCUAUAAGGACUAUAGGAAGUCUAUUAUAUUUCAAAAAUUCAGAAGUUGAUUGGUUGUACUUUAAAAACAAUGAACUUUUCAAAAUACUUCAGCAAGCUGAGAAUGAUAUUUUACCAAUACUUAAGUUGAGUUAUGAUCAUCUCCCGUACCACUUGAAGCAGUGUUUUGCCUUUUGUUCAUUGUUUCCAAAAGAUCAUGAAAUUGAAGUGGUGAUGUUGAUUAGGCUGUGGAUAGCUCAUGGCUUUGUUCACUCAUCAGAUAAAAACAAAUGUCUUGAAGAUGUCGGCCGCGAGCAUUUUAUGCAUUUACUUUGGAGGUCGUUUUUCCAAGACGUAAAAAGAAAUAUGUAUGGUGCUAUCAUAAGAUGCAAAAUGCAUGACCUUAAUCAUGAUUUGGCACAGUUGGUAGCAGGGGAGGAGUACACAACUGGACAUCCAGAGGCAGAAAAUAUAGAUGAAAGGACUCGUUAUGUGGCAUUUGAUUCUUUAGAUUCAUUAUGGGAUAUUCCAGCUCCCUUGCUCAAAGCUAACAAAAUGAGAACAUUUCUUUUGCCAUGUCAAUCAUGGCAUUCUUCUCUAUGGAAUACGCCAGUUCAGGAGACACUUGAGCAGGAUAAGCCAGUCUAUGAUACACUUAUUUCAAGUUUUAAAUGCUUGCGUGUUCUGAAUUUGAGUCACUCGGAUAUUCAAAGAGUGCCGAAUUCCAUUGGCAAGUUAAAGCAUCUACGAUAUCUUGAUCUUUCUUGGAAUGAUGGCAUCAAACGACUCCCCACUUCUAUAACUCAAUUGUGGCAUUUGCAAACACUAAGACUUGACUUUUGUAGAGGGCUUCAGGAAUUGCCAGAAGACACUAGAAACCUGAUCAGUCUUAGGCACCUGGAGGUUUAUGAAUGUAAGAGCUUGACUCAUAUGCCAUCUGGAUUGGGAAAGUUGACAUCUCUUCAGACACUGUCUUCAUACGUAUUGGGGAAGAAAAAAGGUUCUGUUACCAAGCAAAAGGGUGGGCUAGGCGAUUUGGAUGGGUUAAAUAACUUGAGAGGAAGAUUACGUAUCAAGGGUUUAGAGCACUUAAGAUCUUCUACAGUAGAAGUUGAGGCUGCAAACUUGAAGAAAAAACAAUUCCUUGAAACCCUGGAAUUAGAAUGGGAACUAGAAGCUAGUGUUGAUAGUGAUAUGGCAAUUGUAAAUGAUGAAUUGCUAUUGGAAAACCUCCAACCACACCCAAAUGUGAGCGGACUACUUAUAUUUGGGUAUGCAGGUAUGAGAUUAUCUAGCUGGGUACCCUUGCUCCCAAAUUUGGUUCAAAUUACUUUAGUGAACUGUAAAUGGUGUGAACAUAUCCCACCAUUGGAUCAUCUCCCUUUUCUCCAGUCUCUCCGUCUUGAUGGGUUAAGUUCACUGGAAUACAUAAGCCAUGACUAUAGUGGCUAUUGUUAUUCUUCCCUAGAAAGACUCGACCUACGAAACCUACCUAAUUUGAGGGGAUGGUGGAGGGCGGGGGAAUUAGUAACAGCAGAGUAUAAGCAACCUCAUCAUCUUCUAUUACUUCCAUCAUUUCCUUGCCUUCGUCAGUUUUUAAUCUCUGAUUGCCCUAAGAUAUCCACAAUAUCCGUCAUGAUGACCACACCAGCACCAAGGAGCAAAAUGGCACCCUCUUCUUCGUCUUCCUUUUCCACUCUCCCAAAAUUGACUUACCUUUCUAUUAUGAGAAUGGAGAAACUAGAAUCUCUGUCUGGAGAGUGGCUGCGAAACCUCACUUCUCUUGAGAAUCUUUCUAUUUCGAUGUGUCCUAAACUAGGAAUAUCCUUGUCUCUACUCAUUCAAUAUCUUCCUGCAGUUGAAUUUAUGUCCAUUAGCGAUUGCAAGGAACUUCAUGUUAUCAAUAAUGAGGAUGAAGAUGGUGUGCACUGGCUUAGACCCAAAAGACUUGGUUGUCUAAUUAUAGAAAAUGUUCCAAACUUGGUGUCUCUCCCAAGGGGGCUUAAACAUGCCACCACUCUGUACCAACUUGACAUUACGAACUGCCCCAAUUUGAUGUCUUUACCAGAGUGGAUAGGCAACCUCAAAUCUCUCCAGACACUUCGAAUUAUCAAAUGCCCCAAUCUAAUAUCAUUGCCUGAAGGGAUGUGCCGUCUUACCUCUUUAUGUUAUUUGACAAUUGUAGAGUGUCCGCACUUAGAGGAAAGAUGUGAAUAUGAAACAGGUGAGGAUUGGCCAAAGAUUUCUCAUGUUCCAUACUUUUGGAAUCAGCUAUAG
Corylus avellana is the source of this 3360-nucleotide messenger RNA. Lineage: Eukaryota; Viridiplantae; Streptophyta; Magnoliopsida; Fagales; Betulaceae. The record is from RefSeq and is a predicted model, not a curated record.